CUCUCGCCUUUCACCCUCUUCUGAGUGGAGACACAGUCCGACAAACCUUUCACCAGACUCCAAACAACCACCACCUUCUCCUCCGUAUCACUACAAGAUGACCACCGCAGCUCAGCCCAUAUUCAGCAGUGGAGAGGACUGCAAGCCCUCCUGGCACGAUGCCAGCGCCGGCUACAAUGAGACAGAUACACACCUGGAGAUCAUGGGCAAACCCGUAAUGGAGCGCUGGGAGACCCCGUACAUGCACUCCCUGUCGACCGUUGCAUCCUCAAAAGGCGGUCGGGUUCUGGAGAUUGGUUUUGGCAUGGCCAUCGCUGCCACUAAGAUAGAGGCUUUUCCCAUCGAGGAGCACUGGAUCAUUGAGUGCAAUGACGGCGUCUUUGCCAGACUGGAGAACUGGGCCAAGUCUCAGCCACAUAAGGUCGUCCCCCUGAAGGGCCUUUGGGAGAACGUUGUUCCCACUCUGCCAGAUAACCACUUUGAUGGUAUCCUGUAUGACACUUACCCUCUGUCAGAGGAGACAUGGCACACUCACCAGUUUGACUUCAUUAAGGGUCACGCUCACAGGCUGCUGAAGUCCGGCGGCGUCCUCACCUACUGCAACCUGACCUCCUGGGGAGAGCUGCUCAAGACCAAAUACGACAACAUCAUCAAGAUGUUUGAGGAGACCCAGAUGCCUCAUCUAGUCCAAGCUGGCUUCAAGAAAGAGAAGAUUAGCACCACCACGAUGGACAUUGCACCGCCCGAAGAAUGCAAAUAUUAUUCGUUCAACAAGAUGAUCACUCCCACCAUCGUCAAGGAAUAAAGUCUGAAGAUGCUGCUGCAACUUUUUUUUUUUUUUGUACCAUAAUAUGCCUUCUCACCUGGCCGUUCUGACCUCCCGACUGUUUAUUCCACUGUCUGCCAUAUUUCAAUAAACACAAGUCCUUUCGA
Molecule: messenger RNA, 933 nt
Organism: Eleginops maclovinus (Patagonian blennie)
Lineage: Eukaryota; Metazoa; Chordata; Actinopteri; Perciformes; Eleginopidae
Gene: gamt
Product: guanidinoacetate N-methyltransferase
Exons: 6
Coding region: 98-805 (235 amino acids)
Biological process (GO): creatine biosynthetic process
Cellular component (GO): cytoplasm; nucleus
Molecular function (GO): guanidinoacetate N-methyltransferase activity
Source: RefSeq, a predicted model, not a curated record